Verruconis gallopava is the source of this 991-nucleotide messenger RNA. RefSeq lists its product as uncharacterized. NCBI's taxonomy places the organism in Eukaryota, Fungi, Ascomycota, Dothideomycetes, Venturiales, Sympoventuriaceae. The transcript has a single exon. The record is from RefSeq and is a predicted model, not a curated record. Bases 612 to 929 code for a protein of 105 amino acids.
AUGGUGCCCAUCCAGGCCUCCUCGCGGAUUUGCACCCGCACCUCGCUCCCGUCUCGAGCUCGAACUUCGACUCCUGCUGUGGUGUGAUCUGUCAACCCCUCAUGAGUCUGUGGAGUAAGCAGCGGACAGAUCUGGGGAAGAACUGAGGCUUGACAUUCGCCCGUUCUCGCCACAGCUGCUGCACGCCCAAUCCUGCCAACCGCCAACCUCUCGUUAUGCGACAGUGCCGGUACUCAGACCACCUCUGAAUUGUCCCAAGGUCCCCAUCAAGUGGAUCCCGCUCCGACCUCGUCUGUGUUGCGUCGAUAAUACGAGUAUUCGCGUAUCUAGCUUACAACGUGCUGAUAUGGAAGGCGACGUAAAGUCAUCAUCAGGCGGAGCGGUCCCCAGCCUGCGGUCUAUUGCAGAACGGAUACGUCACGGAUGCUGCGGCCGGCACAUCACCGCUUUUGGAGGCGGAGUCAGUGCAAACCGCGUCACGAAGGAUCAAAUGAUCGACUGUAGCUGAGGAGCAGAAAGAGAUCUUGGUGUACCCAAAAAGAUUUAAUUGGGUCGCAUGGGGUUGAUCCGUACUAGUGGUAAAGUCCCAGCUGUGAGCAAAAAUCUGGGGUAUGGAAGUGCAGUUGGACCACCUCCGCAUCACGACCCUGUUGCACAUUUCGCGGUCCCUGUUCCACGAUUCCAUACGUGACGGAGUAGCAGCGGGAGGACUGCUUCCGACGCUCAUGAGCCCUCCGAAUAUGGACUGGGUGAGUAAGGCGGACAUUGUGCAGUUUGGGUACGGCCUACAUCAAUGUUAUGUCAGGGCUGUGAGACGAUGUUUGCAAAUCCAUCUCAGUGUAUCCUACUCAUCCGGAUCAUCAUGUACGGCGAGCCAGAGAGGCUCGGCUACAUUCAGCUGGAGCACUGCAUGCAUACCUAUGUGGUGAAUAGGAUAUAAAAGCGUAAACCUUAGCGCGACUGCUCUCUCCUCUUCUCUUCAGGUAUCCCU